AUGCGCGUCUCGCAAGUCCUGUGGAUCAGCAAGAAGAGGGUGUUCGAGCUGUCGAAAGGGUUCCGCGGAAGGGCGAAGAACACGAUCCGCAUCGCGCGGAUCAGGGUAGAGAAGGCGCUGCAGCACGCGACGCGGCACCGUAGGGCGAGGGCGGGGGAGGUUCGAAGGAACUGGAUCCAACAGAUCAACGCGGGCGCGCGGGAACACGGGUUGAAGUACAGCGAGCUGAUUCACGGUCUGAAGGAGGAGAACAUCCACAUGAACCGCAAGAUGUUGUCCGACCUCGCGAUCAACGAGCCGUACAGUUUCAAAGCGCUCGUGGACACGGUGAAGCGCAUGAAAGGCGUGCCGGUCGUCACCGCGGCGGGGCCGAAAUAA
This is a messenger RNA of Micromonas pusilla CCMP1545, 378 nucleotides long. RefSeq lists its product as uncharacterized. NCBI's taxonomy places the organism in Eukaryota, Viridiplantae, Chlorophyta, Mamiellophyceae, Mamiellales, Mamiellaceae. The transcript has a single exon. The record is from RefSeq and is a predicted model, not a curated record. Gene Ontology annotation, molecular function: structural constituent of ribosome; rRNA binding. Gene Ontology annotation, cellular component: mitochondrial ribosome. Gene Ontology annotation, biological process: translation; ribosomal large subunit assembly. The coding region runs from base 1 to 378 and encodes 125 amino acids.